This is a messenger RNA of Neoarthrinium moseri, 504 nucleotides long. RefSeq lists its product as uncharacterized. Lineage: Eukaryota; Fungi; Ascomycota; Sordariomycetes; Amphisphaeriales; Apiosporaceae. The transcript is spliced from 8 exons. Bases 1 to 504 code for a protein of 167 amino acids. The record is from RefSeq and is a predicted model, not a curated record. Gene Ontology annotation, molecular function: fatty acyl-CoA hydrolase activity.
AUGGCAGCAAAAGCGUCCCCAGCCAAGUUCGUCAAGGGCGUUCUCAAGUCAUUUAUGGCCGAGUCCGGCUUAGAGCCGAGAUUGUUUGGCCCCCAUUUGCGAGUUGUCAAUGCGGUCCCUGGCAAGGUAGAUUUUGAGCUGGACAUCACCAAGGAUCACACGAACCGCUUGAAGAUUAUUCAUGGCGGUACAAUAGCUAGCAUGGUUGAUCUCGGCGGUUCGCUGGCUGUCGCAUCCAUGGGGCUGUAUGCUACCGGUGUUUCCACCGAUCUGAACGUCACAUAUCUCAGCAGCGGGGGUAAAGUCGGAGACAGGCUCUCGGCAACGGCAACCUGCGACAAAAUGGGCAAGACACUCGCAUACACAUCCAUCACGUUCCGCAACAGCAAGGGUGAACUUGCUGCCCGAGGGAGCCACACGAAAUAUGUCACGCAAGCCUGGAAGUCUCAGACGGGUGAGCCCUACACACCUCCUGAAGGUGUCAGUCUCGACGACGUUGACUGA